AUGGACAUACUUCGAGAGAUGGAAAUUAAGCCGCUGCUCGAGGGAUGGCCCCUAACGACCAUCAUAGUCGCACUCCUCGCAACAUGGACAAUCUACUCAAUCAGCAUCAUCAUCUACCGUCUCACCCUCCACCCCCUGGCGAAGUUUCCAGGACCAAAGAUAGCAGCCUGCACCCAGCUCUACGAAUUCUACCACGACGUCCUCCGCAGCGGCCAAUACCAAUUCCUCAUCAACAAUCUCCACGACCAAUACGGCCCCAUAAUCCGCAUCUCCCCUUACGAACUGCACAUCUCCUCCCCAGACUUCUACUCCCAACUCUACACAUCCGCCUCCAACCCCCGAGACAAAUGGAAAUUCUCCGCGGACAUGGUCGGGACGCCGUCGUCGUUUUUCGCAAGCGUAGAGCAUCACGUCCAUCGAGGGAGGAGGAUGCCGUUGAAUAAGUUCUUUUCGAAGAAGAGUGUCUAUGAGCUUGAGGGGAGGAUCAGUGGGCAUGUCGAGAAACUCUGCAAACGGAUUGAGGAAUUCAGAGGGACCGGGAAGCCAUUGUCGCUUCGCUACGCCUUUGCAGCAUUGACGAUCGACGUCGUGAGCGAGUACGCCUUCGCCAAAUCCUACGGCGCCUUGGACGACCUCGACUUCGCCCCUUACUGGAUGGACGCCGUCGACUCGAUCCUCGAAGGCUGCUACAUCAACCAGUUCUUCCCCUGGCUCCCAGCUCUGAUGAAGAACCUCCCGCUCUGGGUGGUAGAGAAACUCAACCCACAUAUCACAACCGUGAUAAAAUACCAAAAGGACCUCAGCGAGCAAAUCCAAACCAUCAUGGACAACCCAGAGCAAGACAAAGAAACUGACAACCUCACCAUCUUCCACGAGUUCCUCACAUCCCCGGACCUGCCUCUCGCCGAUAGGAAUCUGACGCACUUCACCGAAGAAGCCCAGAAUCUCAUCGGCGCGGGCCAGACGACGACGGCGCAUCACUUGAACACUACCAUGUUCCACAUCCUCGACAAUGCAGACGUCCUCGCGCGACUGAAGGGAGAACUCGAAACCGCAAUGCCGGACCCAAGGAUCCUCCCUCCACUACACGAACUCGAGAAUCUCGAAUACCUCUCCGCCGUCAUAACCGAAGGCCACCGCCUCUCCCCCGGCAACAUCCACCGCCUUGCCCGGAUCUCCCAUGACCCCAUCCCAACGCCCUUCCCCACACCCACCGCCCCAACACACCUAAUCCCCCCAAACACCCCAAUCAGCAUGUCCAUCCUCACCCAGCACCACACCCCCUCCCUCUUCCCCUCGCCCAAAACCUUCUCCCCGGCCCGCUUCCUCUCCCCGCCAUCUCAAGACCUCAAGAGAUACGUAGUCCCUUACAGCAAAGGCACGCGGAACUGCAUCGGCCAGAACCUCGCGCAGGCGGAGAUUUACAUGGCGUUGGCGGCGGUGGUGAGGAGGUUUGAGGUGGAGGUGUGGGAGACGGAGCGGGGGAGGGAUAUCGAUGUGGUGUUUGAUUUCAUUACGCCCAAGGCGAGUAGGGAGAGUAGAGGGUUGAGGGUGCUGGUUAAAUGA
Messenger RNA from Zasmidium cellare ATCC 36951, 1566 nucleotides. RefSeq lists its product as uncharacterized. The record is from RefSeq and is a predicted model, not a curated record. Gene Ontology annotation, molecular function: monooxygenase activity; oxidoreductase activity, acting on paired donors, with incorporation or reduction of molecular oxygen; iron ion binding. Bases 1 to 1566 code for a protein of 521 amino acids. NCBI's taxonomy places the organism in Eukaryota, Fungi, Ascomycota, Dothideomycetes, Mycosphaerellales, Mycosphaerellaceae. The transcript is spliced from 2 exons.